Messenger RNA from Aspergillus calidoustus, 1056 nucleotides. The record is from the annotation of a GenBank genome assembly. NCBI's taxonomy places the organism in Eukaryota, Fungi, Ascomycota, Eurotiomycetes, Eurotiales, Aspergillaceae.
AUGGCAUCUCAAACACACUUCAAUCAUGGGGCAUCCAUCGAUGACACCGUCGCCAUCGGACCAGACUCGGAGCCGCUGAGCGCCUGGAAGGAGCGCAGCAAGAUUGAUACAAAAAACCAGAUCCGGCUGGUCAAGCUCUCGCACAUGCGCUACCAGCAUCCGGAUCUUGAGGAGAUUACCAUUUUCCUCCAAGAUUUUGGUAUGACGGUCGCGAAGCGCACAGGGAGUGAGAUUUGGUAUAAAGGGUACGGGACAGACCAGUAUGUGUACUAUGCUCGCAAGGGGCCCAAGGAGUUUCUCGGGGGUGCAUUCGAGGUUGAGUCGUACCAGGAUCUGGAACGGGCGACGGCGUUACAGUCGUCUAGCGAGAUUACGGGGCUAUCCGAGGCGCCCGGGGGUGGCCAUAUGGUCACUGUCCACGAUCCAGAGGGCUUCCCGGUGCAUCUGAUUUUCGGUCAACAACCCGCACAGCCGAGCAGUGUCCCCGAGAAGCUCACGUACAACUACGAAAACGAGAAGCCGCGGAUCCGGAAAUUCCAGCGUUUCAAGGCCGGGCCAGCCGCUGUUCAUAAACUCGGUCACUACGGCCUCUGCACGACCAACUACGACGCCCUUCUCGAAUUCUACACUCAAACCUUUAACCUCGUCCCAACCGACUUCCUCUACAUCCAAACCCCCAGCGGCACCCGCAAAAACGUCGCCGUCUUCGCCCACAUCGACCGCGGCACCACCCACGUCGACCACCACAGCUUCUUCAUGAGCACCAACACGACCUCCCACGUGCACCACUGCUCAUUCGAGGUGCACGACUUUGACACCCAGAAGCUCGGGCACCAGUGGCUCGCCGAAAAGGGGUAUACAUCUGUCUGGGGCGUGGGCCGGCAUAUCCUGGGCUCGCAGAUCUUCGACUACUGGUGGGAUACGACGGGGAAUAUGGUUGAGCAUUAUGCGGAUGGGGAUUUGGUUAAUGAGCUGACGCCUGUUGGGUAUGGGCCUGCGGGGCAUGAGUCGUUGGCUGUUUGGGGGCCGGAGGUUCCAGCGUGGUUUUUGAAAUAA